This is a messenger RNA of Mollisia scopiformis, 1185 nucleotides long. RefSeq lists its product as uncharacterized. The record is from RefSeq and is a predicted model, not a curated record. The transcript is spliced from 5 exons. Lineage: Eukaryota; Fungi; Ascomycota; Leotiomycetes; Helotiales; Mollisiaceae. The coding region runs from base 1 to 1185 and encodes 394 amino acids.
AUGACUGCCUCGCUUGAAGAUCCGGAAGCGGUUGCGUAUAAUCAAAGAGUCAUAAUUGCUUCAACGAUCGUGGUGUUUCUCGUCUCCAAUGGGUCCUAUAUCGCCAGAUUGGUUGCGAGGAAAAAGUCGGGCGGAAGAUUCCAGGCGGAAGAUUGGGUGAUGGGGCUGGCCCUACCAUUCUCUUAUAUUCCGGCAGCAUGUUUGCUUUAUGGUCUAACAGUUGGCUUUGGAAAGCAUGUAGCUGACGUCUCGAAAGCGGACUUGAGAAAGUUUAAUAUUUCUCUAUUCGUGCUUCAGAGAGGCAACCCGCCGUGCCUGCUCUGCGUCAAGACAUCCAUACUGCUUUUGUAUUCCCGAUUAUUUCCAACUCGAACUUUCAAACGUGUUGCAUUUGGCGUCUGGCUCUUCACACUUGGAUGGGCCGUCGCUGCCUUCUUCUCCAAUCUGCUCCAAUGUCUACCUGUCGCCUUCUUCUGGGAUAAAACCAUCCCAGGAGGAAAGUGCUUACCAAACGCGCUCAUUAACAUUGGAAUGACUAAUGGAGUUCUCUCUUUCGUGGGCGAUCUCAUCAUCUUAUCGCUUCCAAUCCCCAUGAUCUGGAAACUUCAGAUCAAUGCUAGGAGAAAGGCGGCGCUUAGUGGUAUGUUCUUGUUGGGAGGAUUCGUGUGCUUGACAAGUAUCCUGCGAUUCGUUGCGCUGGCAAAGAUCAACAUCAAGGAUAUUACUUUCACGCAAGUCUCCCCUGGUAUCUGGACAUAUAUCGAACUCGGUAUUGGUAUCACUUCUGGCAAUCUACCCCUCCUCCGCCCCCUCUUCGGUCGCUUCUUCUCUGGCAACUCUCGCAAUGCUUCUUCCGCGACACCGUAUGGUGGUCAAGGCUCCAAAAGCUACCCUCUAUCCCGCGUCACAGAUCGAUCACACAAUGGUGAGGGCUUUCACAGAAUGGACAAAGGGACAUUGGAUGUAGAUGUGGAAAGUGUUGGAGAGAGCGGAAGUGAGAUUGAGUUGAAUGUGAAGAACAAAGGAUCUUCUAAUGCGGAAGUUGCGAGUGGAGGACAUUCGAGUAAGGAUGGCGGGUUCUUGGGAGGUGGCAUCAACGUCCGGACAGAUGUGGACCUACGUAUCGAAGAAGUGAGGGCGGAGAUUGCGAAGGAGACGCUGAAGGUUCAACAAAGAGCGCGAUGA